Molecule: messenger RNA, 1440 nt
Organism: Metarhizium album ARSEF 1941
Lineage: Eukaryota; Fungi; Ascomycota; Sordariomycetes; Hypocreales; Clavicipitaceae
Product: C6 transcription factor
Exons: 1
Coding region: 1-1440 (479 amino acids)
Biological process (GO): positive regulation of transcription by RNA polymerase II
Cellular component (GO): nucleus
Molecular function (GO): transcription cis-regulatory region binding; DNA-binding transcription factor activity
Source: RefSeq, a predicted model, not a curated record
AUGGCCGACCAACAUGUGCCGCAAUUCCCGUCGCCGGGACCCUCGUCCGCUGCCGACGAAUACUCGGCCAACCCUCAUUUCAUUCAACUCCAAGAAGAGCUUCGGUGCGUCCUCCUUGCAGGCGUAAGCUCCCAUGAUCCCGGCAAUGCCACCACUCCCGAGCCUACUAGUACAGACGAACAGCCACCGCCCGAUCAAGUAUCCGUCCCGCCGUCCGAGUUUGACUUCUCCAGGGUCCCUGGGAUUCCCAAGAUCAAACUUAUCGGCCAUCUCAAGAACUGGAUCACUGAGUGCGCACCGUAUCUCGACAACUUUGACCGUGAGAGACACUUUGGCAUCCAUGUGCCUGUCCUGGCACGGCAGUCGCCGCCAUUAUUCUACGCCGUCUUAGCCUUUUCCGCUCGUCAGAUGGAGCGGAAAGCACUCCUGGAAGAAAAUAGUGACGACAUCCUAGAGCUGUACCAGGAAUCCAUCAGCCUCCUUGCGCCUAGUCUGCAAGUCAAAGACUCCAACAUACUGGUGACGGCCUGCAUACUCGCCCUCUCGGGGCUCAUGUCCGGCAGCCCUCGCAACUGGCGCCAGCACAUCGAAGGCUGUGCGGCCCUGUUUGAGUCCUUCGAGGUUGACGGUUUCUCCGGUGGCCUGCUGCAAGCAGUCUUCUGGUGCUAUGCACGCAUGGAACUUUGUGGAGCUAUCAUAUCCGGCGGCGCAGAGACUACAGUCCUCCCGCUGAAUAAAUGGAUCCCUCCAUUGCCAGCAGGCGUCUCAACCAACGAUGAAAUUGACCAACAUGCACGAACAGCCUUCUAUCAGAGUGGGCGGGAUAAUACGGGUAUGCACGCCAAUUGGUCCGUGUAUUUGUGUGCAAAGGCAUGCGACCUGGCGUACCGGCGGACGAGGGUGCUUGAGCUUCAAGAGCCAGAUGAGUCGGAUACCAGGCCAUUCGUCGAACAAUGGACAAGACUAUGGGGCGAUUUGCAAUUCUGGCUGGACUCAAGGCCGUGGUCAAUGCUUCCGACUGCUACAUCGCCGCCGCCUGAGCCGUUCCAGGAACACGUAUUUCCCGUAAUACUAUUCUCGGAUUAUCCCGCCAUCUCAUCUAACCAGUUGUACCACACGGCAUGUAUCAUCAUGCUGGAAACGCGGCCGCCAGAAGCACAAGUACCGUCUCCACAGAGCUCGCCCAUUUGGCAUGCAGGAAGAGUCUGCGGAAUAUCGUGGACGAACCCGCACAAGGCGAGCCUCGUCAAUGCCAUCCAGCCGCUCUACUUGGCAGGGCGGCUGCUCACUCAUUCGAGCCAACAGUUUCAGGUCGCCAGGCUAUUGCAGAUUAUCCAUCGGACUACAGGGUGGGGAGCGUUGUGGCGAUUGCGAGAUUUGGAGACAGAAUGGGGAUACAAGUCCGAGGAGAUCUUGGGCAGAGUGACAACAAAUGCAUGA